Hypoxylon fragiforme is the source of this 1639-nucleotide messenger RNA. RefSeq lists its product as uncharacterized. The record is from RefSeq and is a predicted model, not a curated record. NCBI's taxonomy places the organism in Eukaryota, Fungi, Ascomycota, Sordariomycetes, Xylariales, Hypoxylaceae. The transcript is spliced from 2 exons. Bases 433 to 1593 code for a protein of 386 amino acids.
GGAUAGCACCAGCGACAUGUAACUUCCCGAGCCUGGCAGUGUAUAUGUAUCUAACCUAGGGACCUAGGUACCUUUCAGAACAUUUCAUGGCGUUACUGCAACAUCCUUACAUUAUAGGUAUUGGAAUCGAGCGCAUUCAUGUGGGGGUUUUACGAUCUGCUUGCCCACAUAGGUACAUAGGUAGGUACCUAGGCGAGGUACUUUACCUACUAGGUAGUACAUAUGUAGUUCCCUAGGAACAAAUCAUCCAACUCUUACUUGCCUGUUGGUUUUUGGUGCCUACCUAGGUAGGUGCCUUUCCUUUUCUGCCCAAAUAUUUCCUCCGUUACCAAAAACCAACCCUCUCUUUCUUUUCUCAAUACAUACCAAGAACAGUCAAUAAUUUAGCAGUAACUUUCGGAAGGGGCAAGGCCCUUCAAACCCCAACACAUCAUGUCGCAAGAAAACGACAACGAUGACCUCGGUGAAUUACACUUGGAAGACCCCGGCUCGGUAAUUAUGUGGUUUGGACGACACCAAGGAAUGCGACUUGAUGAACUUGAUGACAAUUAUCGAUGGACUAUCGUCCGAAUGGCCCGAGAGAACCCGUCUGACAAUGGGGACAUGUUCAAGAUACUGCAUGAUGCCUAUUGCAGAUGGUUGGACGAGAGACAAGAUCCAUUCUCCACCAAGGUAUGGUUUGGAAUUUCCAAAGGCCUAGAGAUACGAGUUCUAUAUACUAGAUCGCGGAGAUGGACCUGGUUGGUAAACAACACGGUAUGGGGUCCCGAACUCAAGGACCUUGAGCGGCGGCAUCGAGCCUACCGAAGACGGGCGCUCACUCGCCAGGCUCGUCCGGUAAUCAUGAAUCCAGUGGGGAUGAGGCUUGGCUGGCGCGAUGACCUACCCGCAUUAGACAACGAUGAGGACUAUGACCCAGAUGACGGCUUCGUGAUGCAAAGUGACGAUGAGAUUGAAUACGACGACGGUUACGAGGGCCCGGAAGAGCCACUGUCUAGUGAAGAGGAGGAAACGGGCGAGGCAAUUAAAGACAACAUAUCGGCCAACCGUUCUCAAGAUCACGAUGAUCCUGAGGCCAACGACUCAGACAGUUCAUUGCCGUCUCUAGACGAGAUCAUACGAUCUGUGAAAUCUACACAAAGACGCAACGAUAGCCUACUCAGCCCCAAAACGCCGUUGGCUACACCCUCUCGAGCCCCCCGAGCUUCUCGAGCUUUCCUCACGACCCCCGUCAGCAAUCCCCGAUCCGCCAAGCGUGGGCAUGUCACCGACAGCUCAGACGAAGACGAACCAGACUCCCCGUCCAUCAAGAGAACUAAAUCCACUCCUCGGCGUACUUCCAAGGCUCGUGGCACUAAUAGCCGGCAAUCGCUGUUUGAAAGAUCUUCCAGCGGCAAAGGGGUGGCCCCCAUGACUCCAACUCAAUUUCAGAUCAUCACAGUUUCAUCUGAUUCAGACGAUCAUCAAGUCAAUGAGGCUCGUGCAAAGACCCCCCAGUCCUGUCUUGCCAGAAUGCGAAUAAUCGACCCUGACGACGGACCUCUGGUUCCUAAGAUACGAGCCGAUAUGAGCGCAAAGCGCUCGCUAACCUGAAGGUGUUAGAAUACACAUUUGGGAGAGAAUUGGUGUGUCAAAGCUG